AUGGGUCAUAUCAUUCCACAGUUAAACGAUGGUACGCUGUUCAUCAACAGGGCAUACGUCAAUGGAGACUGGAUAGAGGCGAAGUCAGGCGAAGAAUUUGAAGUUUAUGACCCUGCGACUGGUAUCUUAAUUGGCACUUGCCCCGAAUUCUCAACUGUAGACGUUGAGAAGGCUAUACUGGCUGCCGUCGAGGCUUUCUCUCUCAAUCGAAAAAUGUUAGCGCGCCAACGAGCGCGCAUAUUGCAUCGUUGGUAUCAACUCAUCAUGGAUAAUGCAGAGGAUCUCGCCACUCUUAUCACAUGGGAGAAUGGAAAACCACUAGCUGAUGCGCGCGACGAGGUAACUUACGCAGCAAGCUUUCUGGAGUGGUUUAGUGAGGAGGCGCCACGAAUCUAUGGGGAUACAAUUCCUUCUAUUAUCCCAGAACAUCGGAUCAUUACCAUAAAAGAGCCUGUAGGAGUAUGCGCUUUGAUCACCCCCUGGAAUUUCCCAGCUGCAAUGAUUACCAGAAAAAUCGCACCUGCUUUAGCAGCAGGUUGUACGGUUAUCUUAAAGCCCCCAGCGGAAACACCGUUCACAGCAAAUGCCCUGGUGGAGUUGGCACACAGAGCUGGUGUUCCAAACGGCUUCAUAAACAUUGUGACAGCAAUGAGCAACACAGCCCACAUUGGCAAGAUGUUAACUACAAAUCCUGAGGUGCACAAGGUUUCAUUUACCGGUUCAACAAAUAUAGGAAAAAUCCUCAUGGAACAAGCAGCCUCUAGCAUUAAAAAGGUGUCUUGGGAACUUGGCGGCAAUGCACCGUUCAUUAUAUUUGAUGAUGUCGAAAAUCUUGACGCAGCUGUCGAUGCAGCUCUCACCGCCAAGUUUCGCAAUUCUGGUCAGACUUGCGUUUGUGCCAACCGAAUUUACAUCCAGUCACGGCAGUAUGAGAAAUUCGCCAAGCGGUUCAGCGACGGAGUCAAGAGGUUCAAGCUUGGCCAUGGGUUUCAUGACGGUGUUACCCAUGGGCCGCUGAUUCACAAACGCGCAGUAGAAAAGGUUGACGAGCAAGUCCGCGAUGCAGUAGCUAAAGGCGCCACGAUAAUGAUUGGGGGUAAAAGAUCCAUUGAACUUGGGCCAAACUUCUAUGAACCCACUGUUUUGACCGGCAUGACGAAAGACAUGCUGCUAGCUUCUGAAGAAACAUUUGGUCCAGUGGCUGGGCUGUUCUCUUUUGAGGCUGAGCAGGAUGUUGUUAAACUCGCUAACUGUGCAGAGGUAGGAUUAGCAGGCUACUUCUUUAGCAGCAGUAUGGCUCGAGUGUUCCGAGUUGCAGAAGCUCUAAAGGUGGGCAUGGUUGGCGUCAAUACUGGAAGAAUAAGUGAAGCAGCAUCACCAUUUGGCGGGGUGAAGCAGAGUGGAUUUGGGCGUGAGGGGAGCAAGUAUGGGAUUGAUGAAUAUGUUACUACCAAAACUAUUACUUUUGGUGGAUUAAAUCCCCUGGAGUAG
This is a messenger RNA of Trichoderma virens Gv29-8, 1491 nucleotides long. RefSeq lists its product as uncharacterized. The record is from RefSeq and is a predicted model, not a curated record. Bases 1 to 1491 code for a protein of 496 amino acids. Lineage: Eukaryota; Fungi; Ascomycota; Sordariomycetes; Hypocreales; Hypocreaceae. Gene Ontology annotation, biological process: GABA catabolic process. The transcript has 5 exons. Gene Ontology annotation, molecular function: succinate-semialdehyde dehydrogenase (NAD+) activity.